Molecule: messenger RNA, 3920 nt
Organism: Candoia aspera
Lineage: Eukaryota; Metazoa; Chordata; Lepidosauria; Squamata; Candoiidae
Gene: ARPP21
Product: cAMP regulated phosphoprotein 21
Exons: 21
Coding region: 886-3384 (832 amino acids)
Cellular component (GO): cytoplasm
Molecular function (GO): nucleic acid binding
Source: RefSeq, a predicted model, not a curated record
GGCGAGGUGGGAGAGCGACAAGCACGUUGCCUCUGGUCCGCCGUGUGGGCGGGGAGAGGCGAGGCUGAGGGAGAGGAGGAAGAAGAAGAAGCAGAACCGGGGCUCGCAAGCAGGCAGUAGUGAAGUGAGGAGACAGGGCGGCGGAAGGGAAGCGAGACCCAGCCAGCCACGCACUGCCAAAGGGUUGGGCCAGAGGGUGGGAAGCGAACAGGACUAGAGGCAAAGGAGAGGGGCGAGGAAACCGGGUGGAGACAGAAGCGGAGGGGAGACUUUGCGGGGAUCCGAGAAGCCAAGGCAGAGGAUUAAGAAAGGCUCUGAGGGGGGACAGAGGAACGGGGCGGCACGGCGGGAUCUAGGAAGAGACAAUAAGCGCUACCUCGAGAGAAGUCUGAGGAAGGCAGAGGGAAAGAAUAAUCUCCAUAACGAUCCGAAUCAGAGCCAUGCAGCGGAAGAAGUGAAGAGCGCAGACGGGUACAAAGAAGCGCAGUCAGGCAGCAGCCCCGGAGAAAGAGCGCGAAGUGCCCGUAGUAACAGCUCUCCAGCCCAGGAGGGGAAGAGGAGGCGGAGUAGACCAUGCCUUGCAGGAAAACGGGCGUAUUGUAAGAGCAUCCUCGUCUGCAGCCAAAGCAGCCCCAAAUUACAUCAAGACGCUGGGGGGCAUAUCCAGUGUGUUCAUUCAAGGUUGAUGACAGUGAUCUGUCAAAUUCUAUAAAGGAACAGCAUGGAAACUGGCAUCCUGAACUGUUAAUGGGGUCAUGGGAUUCACAUUGUCAUUGAUCACUUGUUUGGAUUUAACCUGUGAGGAGCAACAGAAACUGAUAGAAAGAUAUCAAGAGUUAUUACAGCACUGAAGGUCAUCACAAUUUAUUCUUUUAAUUUCUGAGAAUGUCUGAGCAAGGUAAACUAGAAGAAGCUGGAAAUGAGCUAGACUCAGCUCUCUCCCAACCAGAGAAUUGCAUUCUUAAUAAAACAGAAAGCUCAGAAGUAGAUGAAAAAGAGGAAAAUGGAAAAUCAGAUCAGAAACGAAGUGUUAACCAGAACCAGCAGAAAAAGAGAUCCAAGUCAGGAGGGAAGGGGAAACUGGUACGAAGCCUUGCUGUAUGUGAAGAAUCAUGUCCUCGUCUGGAAUCGGACACUGACAAUCAGGAAUCAAUACAACUACAGCUUUCAAGUUUCCCCAGCCUACAAGAAGAGGAUAAAUCUAGUAAAGAUGACUCUGAGAAAGAAAAAGAGAAGGAUAAAAACAAAGAAAAAGAUAGAAACAGUGAAAAACCCAAGAUAAGAAUGUUAUCAAAAGACUGCAGCCAAGAAUAUACAGACUCAACAGGCAUAGAUUUGCAUGAAUUUCUGGUUAACACAUUAAAGAAUAAUCCCAGGGAUAGAAUGAUAUUGUUAAAAAUGGAGCAGGAAAUCAUUGAUUUUAUUAGUGAUGACAGUAAUCAUUAUAAAAAGUUCCCCCAGAUGUCGUCCUAUCAGCGAAUGCUGGUGCACAGAGUGGCCGCUUACUUUGGCAUGGAUCACAACGUGGAUCAGACUGGGAAAUCUGUCAUUAUCAACAAGACCAGCAACAUGCGAAUACCAGAGCAAAGGUUUUCUGAACAUUUAAAAGAUGAAAAAGGUGAAGAAUCCCAGAAGCGAUUUAUCUUGAAGCGAGAUAACUCUAGUAUUGAUAAAGAAGACAAUCAGCAAAAAAGAACUCAUCCAUUUAGAGAUGACAGACGAAGUAAAUCAAUUGAAGAGAGAGAAGAGGAAUAUCAGAGGGUGAGGGAGAGAAUAUUUGCACAAGAUUCAGUUUGCUCUCAAGAAAAUCUUUUUGUGGAUAACAGGAUCUUGGAAGAUAGCAUGUGCAAUGAAACUGUGAAAAAAAGACAGCUCUUCAGGGGUAACAGAGAUAGCACAGGGAAGACAUCUGGUAGUCGGCAAAGCAGCACAGAUAAUGAAGUGAAAUGGACCGACCACCAGAGGCCGUGGAGCAGCACGGACUCAGACAGUUCCAACCGCAAUUUGAAGCCAGCUGUAACAAAGACAGCGAGUUUUGGUGGAAUAACUGUUCUGACGAGAGGAGAUAGCUCAUCAAGUAACAGGAGUACCGGCAAACUGUCUAAAACAGGUUCAGAGUCUUCCAGCAGUGCUGGGUCCUCAGGAUCUCUGUCCCGAACACAUCAGCCUGUCCCUGGAGUUACAGCCGCAUCUUCAAAUAGUUUAUCCUAUACAGAGAAUGGGAUAAGUAGCCAGGGGGUACCAAGCAGCACCAGCUAUAUCAUACUUCCACUUGAAGCUGCAGGGAUACCGCCAGGAAGUAUUCUGCUCAAUCCACACACAGGUCAACCAUUUGUAAACCCUGAUGGUACCCCUGCAAUAUAUCACCCCCCAACUGGUCAGCAACCUGUUAGAAGCCAGAUAGUUGGACAGUCUCAGCAACCAUCUUCAUCCCAACAACCUGCCCAGCAACCACAGCAACAAAUGACAAGUCAUCUUAUCCCACAGCCUAUUUCAGCUCUCCAGGCUUCUUCCCAAUCAGUGCCGUAUUCAGCCAUUUCCUAUCCUUCACAACAUCUUCUAGCAGUUUCUCCAACACAGCAGUUUCCUGUGCGAGACGACAUCACAACACAGUUUAGCCAGAUGAGUUUAAGCCGUCAGUCAUCAGGAGACAACCCUGAUUCACCUUCUGGUCCUGUCUAUCCAUCACCUAUUAUACAACAGACUCCCCCACAGACUGGUUAUGUCAUUGCACCCCCAAGUCAGCAACUUCCUGCUGGAGGUUUUACAGGUUCAGGUCCACCAGUAUCCCCUCAAGUACAUGCACCACCACCACAGGGUUAUGUACAACAACCACCAUCUGCUCAGAUGCCUGUAUAUUAUUACCCUUCUGGUCAAUACCCUACCUCAGCAACCCAGCAGUACCGACCUAUGGCCUCAGUUCAGUACAGUGCACAACCAAGUCCGCAGACAUCACAGACUACACAGCAAGCAGGUUACCAAUCUGUCUUGACUAAUCAACAGCAAGGAUUCCAUGGACUCUUAGGAAUGCAACAGUCUCCCCAAAGCCAAAAUCUAAUAAAUAAUCAACAGGGAAAUCAGGUGCAAGGCAUGAUGGUCCAGUACCCAGCCAUGUCGUCUUAUCAGGUGCCAAUGACCCAGGGGUCUCAAGGACUGCCACAACAGUCAUAUCAACAGCCAAUCAUGCUACCUAAUCAAUCAGGUCAAGGAACACUUACAGCCACUGGAAUGCCCGUUUACUGUAACGUCAUACCUCCUUCCCCACAGAACAACCUCCGAUUGAUUGCACCACACUGUCCCUCUAAUAAUGUUCCUGUCAUCUCUGCCAACUGCAGGACAAACUGUGCAAAUAUUAAUCAUACUGGAUGGCAGGUCAAGUACUGAAACUGUGAAUCCUUAGUUUAGAUACACAGAGGUAGCUGUGCAUUUUUUUAAAAGGGGAACUAUCUCAUGGCCUUCAAAUGAAAAGAGGAAUGCAACAAGAGUAAUCACUUGGGUCGUACAAAAGCUGUGCUGCUGGAAAUAUGUAUAAAACAAAACAAACAAAACAUAAUGAGUUGUUUGCUGUUUAAUGGUGCAUAUCUUUGUCAUGUCUGCUAGAUUUGCCUUUACAGCUUAGCUAGUGACAUGAACUCAUCGAGGCAGGUUUUUUCCUACCACUGAACACCACUGUGUAGAUUAUAAUAUCCCUAAUUCAGAUUAGUUUUGUACUUUGUGUUGAGUUUGUGAAGCAAAAAGUAUUUAAAAGAAAUAUAAUAAAAUUACAAUGUACCAAAGUUGUAAUGGACAUUUUAAAAAAAUGCUGAAUGAAAGGAAUAAUUUAUAUACACCAUAGAGGGUUUUUUUAUGGAUAUCUACUGUAUUGUAGUGUUAUAUCACAAUAAAGUUACUUGACCUCAUGAAGAAAGGUCAACUUUCUA